Molecule: messenger RNA, 708 nt
Organism: Sorex fumeus (smoky shrew)
Lineage: Eukaryota; Metazoa; Chordata; Mammalia; Eulipotyphla; Soricidae
Gene: TNFSF14
Product: TNF superfamily member 14
Exons: 4
Coding region: 1-708 (235 amino acids)
Biological process (GO): immune response
Cellular component (GO): membrane
Molecular function (GO): tumor necrosis factor receptor binding
Source: RefSeq, a predicted model, not a curated record
AUGGAAGAGGCUGGGGUGAGGCCCUCGGUGUUCGUGGUGGACGGACAGACCGACGUCCCUUUCCGGAGACUCGGGCCCAGGAAAGACCGCUGCAACGCCACCCGGCUGGGCCUGGGCCUCCUGCUGCUGCUGCUGGUGGCCGGGCUGGUCAUUCAGGGCUCCUUCUUGCUCCAGCUGCACUGGCGGAUGGAAGAAAUGGUGAGUGAGGGGCCCCGGCAGGCCGGAAGGUGGGAGGAGAACUUGCAGGAGCGGAACUCUGCGGAGGAGAAACCAGUGGCACACCUUACAGGUUCCAACUUCAGCCUUCCAGACGACCAAAGCCCCCUGCUGUGGGAGACGCGGUUCGGGAUGGCCUUCAUACGCGGCUUCCGAUACCAGGACGGUGCCCUGAUCAUCUGCAGGGCGGGCUACUAUUACAUCUACUCCAAGGUGCAGCUGGCCAACCCGGGCUGCCCCGAAGGGGACUAUUCCUACGCCCUGGGCCUCUACUUGCGCACGCCUCGCUACCCCGAGGAGCUGAAGAUCCUGACCGGGAGGACCACGCCGUGUGAGAUGGAGAGCAAGGAACAGGUGUGGUUUGACACCAGCUUCCUGGGGGGUUUGGUCUACCUGGAGCCCCAGGACCAGGUGGUGGUACGGAUGCUGGACUCCAACUUGAUCCUCGUCCGGGAUGAGAUGCAGUCCUACUUCGGCGCCUUCAUGGUGUGA